Ciona intestinalis (vase tunicate) is the source of this 2211-nucleotide messenger RNA. Its product is annotated as solute carrier family 35 member G1-like. The record is from RefSeq and is a predicted model, not a curated record. NCBI's taxonomy places the organism in Eukaryota, Metazoa, Chordata, Ascidiacea, Phlebobranchia, Cionidae. Gene Ontology annotation, cellular component: membrane.
AAAAACAACAGAUGAUGGAAUACGAGGGCCGUCUUUUGCAUAAAACCGAAGACUUAGUGCAUAUUCACCAAUUGUAUUUAAAAUCGAAUUUUCUGGAAUUUAUUUUCUAAAAUCUAAAAAUAUCGCGUAAUAUCGAACCAACCGCCCGAUUUUUUGUAAUUUUAAAGUGUUCUUUUUUACUCUAAUAGGCUACCAUAUAUAUUUUAUAAAAAAGUUCGGUGUUCGGCUUAAUCAUUAUCGUUAAAAAUUCGCCAGAACCCGCUGUACCGUACCACCUUAUGCUGGCAUAGAAACGCCAUAGAAAUAAAACUGAACGUUUAUGCAGCUUGGUCAAAUCGAACUACUUUUUGCUGCUGGUUUUUAUUACUUUGGUGAAAACCGUUAAAUCACUUGUAGAAUGUUUAUUUAAAUAACAGUUUGGAUUUGUUUUUGGUAUACCCCUUUAUUAAAUCUGGUACGCCACUAUAUUGAUUUCUGGUAUGCCACUUUAUCGAUUUAACAACGGUUCAGCGCUUUAUUUGUCAUCACACAACCGCAGAAAGUAAACUUUCUUGGGAUUCGUUGCUACGAAAUACGUAACAGACAAAAACCACGUUCAGCAAAUCCUACAAUAAAAGAUAUAUUUCGCCAAAUUGCAUCGUCAUUCUCUUUUAAGUUUUGUUAAGAAAAGUUUGUUCGGACAAUGAAAUCAGUUAAUAAUUAACUAAUUUUAAAGUUGUUAAAGUUAUUCAUCAUUAGUCUAUGUAACACUACUGCUAGUAUGGUAGAAUCAAAAAGAUUUGACUUGAAACGUUUAGCCGGUAUUACAUGCAGCGUCAUUGCUGCUUUCUUCGUUGCUCUCGGCGCUGUAAUUUAUAAAUUGACAGAAGACUCAGUCAGCGUACAAGUAUGGUUCCUACGUUUUGUAUUAAUGUACUUCUUGAACAUUCCGUAUCUGAGUUAUAAAUCAGUAAAGCAAGAGCUUCCAGUUUUAAAUUCAAAUUCUAUAUCGUACUUGGUGGCUUUUGGAUUCUUUUCCGUUGCAUCUAGCCUUACAUUAUACCUUUCGCUCGAUGAGCUUUCUGCAGGAGACAGCUUCGCUAUAUGCAAUUCUCACUUCGUUAUCACGCUGGUGCUCUCCUAUGUAUUUUUGAAAGAGAAACAUCACCCAGUGGUUAUUAUUCUGGCCAUCGCUAGCAUGGUUGGUGUGUUCCUUGUCGCUCGUCCAACGUUCCUGUUCGGUGACGACGAUGGAAUUAACGUCAAUCCGAAUCAAAACAGAGCUUUGGGAGUUGCGUUAGCCGUUUCUACCGCUUUCUUUGGUUCGGCAAAAUUCAUUUCAGGCAGAAAGUUAAAAGACAAUGUACAUCUCUCUCAAAUGAUGACUUCUGUCUGUAUACAAGCUUUAAUUGCGUUUCCAAUAUAUGCACUUAUUACCAACCAAGGGUGGUACAUUCCAUGUACGUACGAUUGGGGACUUUUGAUCGCCAGCGCAUUAAGUACUCUGCUAUCUAACUGGAUUCUGGCAUUGGCACUUCAGCUUGAACGUGCAGGACCGGUGUCAAUGGUUUAUACAUCAUUAAUUGUAUUCAGUUUUAUUUUAGAAAGUAUUAUGUUAAAAACUGUCCCUCUGGUCACCAGCGUGAUCGGUGCAUUACUUGUGUUGUUGGGUUCAAUCGGAACGAUUUUUGUCCAAUUUCAGUUCCCGACAGAUAUGAUUGGUGGUGGGAUAUACACGCUAAAGUAAAACAACACUAUCAAAAUACUACUUAGAAUUUCAAAGAGCUUGAAAUACUUAUAUUCCUAUAUCUUUUACACCAUUUCGUCACCGUUUUCAUGAUUUUUUUCUUUUUAAAUUGGUAUUAUUUUAAAAAAAAGCUAAAAUAAAACUGUGGACUGAGCACGUACUUCUAGUAUGCUGUUGGCCAAUAUAGGAUCUGUAGCUAAUCAUAUAGAAUUUCGCCGUACAAACACACGCCUGAGAGACCACAACGAUUGUCGCAAUGGCAUCGCACUGAGAAUGAUGUGCUCGUUUAUUAUAGCUAUGCUCUCUUGUUAUGUAAAGGGCGAUAAAUAUCAGCUAAAAUAACAUUUCUAUACCAUGACACAUCAUAACUUGAAACAUGCCGAAUCAUCUUAGAUAACAGAUAACAGAUACCCUUGCUCGAAUAAUUGGUUGUGAUUUGUCACGUGAUAUGCGCUAUUAAAUUAUGAUUCAGAUCAUUCAAUAAA